GGAGUGUGUGGGGGUGUUUUCACUACAGUUAACAGAGUUUUGGUGAAACUGUAAGACGUACAGGAUGGUUCUGAUUCACUGUGUGAUGGUGUGGAGUGUGUGUGCGGUCCUCAGCCUCUGCAGCCUGCCCGUGUGGAGCGCUCUGGAGGUGACUCAGCCUUACAGGGUGGACAGCACCGACGGGACAGCACAGGUGCAGUGCUACAUCCACCUCCCACCCUCGCACCAGCUCCCUGAGCCGGAGGAGCUCAGAGUGUCUCUGCUGAAAGGCCUCCACGGCUCACAGGUGCUCUGCUGGUCCACGCUCAACCUCACGGAGCAGGCGGCUGCAGGUGUGGAGAAAGAAGGACAGGUGCAGUGCUCUACUCGUGUGACAGAUGGCGCUGUGGAGCUGAGUGUGUUUGGACUCAGAGCCACAGACACAGACCUGUACCGCUGUCAGAUCGAGGUCUUGUUCCCUCCCCCGUACCUGAGACUCAGAGGGAACGGUACGCUCGUUCACGUCCGAGAGAGCUCAGACUGUCCUCUGCGGGACGCUCAGAGACAGGCGGCACACAAGGCCGACGAAGACGAGGAGGACCAGCGUGAUGAGAGGACGGCACCGCUCAGUGUUCCUGUGGUUGUUCUGGUGAUACUGGUCAUCUUCGCUCUCCUCUUCAUCAUCUACCUUCAGGUCCUGCACUGUAAAGACGUGAGGAGGGAGAUGGUCAGACCGGUACCUGAACCAUGUGUGCAUUACAAAGGAGACGCUGCAUUUUCAUGUUGAGAUGUUGGAACCCUCUCCUUCACCUCUAAUUCAUCACCUCGGGGUCAAAGCUUCAUUAAACCUGCCUGAAAGGAACGACUGAUGAGAGAAGAGGAUGUCAACAAUAGAAAAUACCAACAUGUGAUCUUGGUGUUUGUGCAUAUUUUACUUAUUAAGUAUGAAUAUAAUGUUUACGUUGUAAACACAGACUGAAAACUGCUCUUUUACUGAGCCUCAGACACAGUGUGUGUGUGUUCACGGAAGCUUGUGUUGCUUAUACUGUGUAAAAGCUGAACAUGGACGUUACUGCAGGUCGGUGAUCUGUUCUGUUGACAUGUUGUUUACUGCUGCUUUCAAAUAAAAUGUCCCAGUUUAAGGAACAAACU
Notolabrus celidotus (New Zealand spotty) is the source of this 1131-nucleotide messenger RNA. It is a transcript of the gene cd28, whose product is annotated as CD28 molecule. Gene Ontology annotation, biological process: regulation of T cell proliferation; T cell receptor signaling pathway. Gene Ontology annotation, cellular component: external side of plasma membrane. The transcript is spliced from 5 exons. The coding region runs from base 65 to 766 and encodes 233 amino acids. NCBI's taxonomy places the organism in Eukaryota, Metazoa, Chordata, Actinopteri, Labriformes, Labridae. The record is from RefSeq and is a predicted model, not a curated record.